GGGGUAGCCUCUUAACUUACUGCAGUCAACAUAGAAUUACAACCAUGCCCGUUGUUUGUAUAGCCUUUAGAAGCAACAAUUAGUGCUAUAUUGAGAGCAGAACACGUGGAAUUACUGUUCACAAAUGAAUGUUGGCGUAGCUCACAGUGAGGUGAACCCCAACACCAGGGUGAUGAACAGCAGAGGGAUAUGGCUCACCUAUCUCCUAUUGACUGUCGUGUUGCACGUCGUUCUACUCAGCAUUCCUUUCCUCACAGUGCCGCUUGUCUGGACCCUCACAAAUGUCAUCCACAACUUGGCGAUGUACCUGUUUCUACACACAGUGAAGGGGACCCCCUUCGAAACCCCAGACCAGGGCAAAGCUCGGCUCCUCACACACUGGGAACAGAUGGACAACGGCAUCCAGUUCACUUCUUCUCGCAAAUUCCUCACCAUUUCACCCAUUGUACUGUAUAUUCUCACAAGUUUCUACACAAAAUACGAUCCUACGCAUUUUUUCAUCAACACCUGCUCCCUUCUCAGCGUUCUCCUCCCCAAGCUCCCACAAUUCCAUGGUGUUCGGGUAUUUGGCAUCAACAAAUACUGACAGAAAGGAAACCUGGAUUCCAACACUGGACUUUUACAUUUCUGUUGCCUUUUGAACUGUCUUCAGUUUGGGAGAUGAGAGGAAAGAAGAAAGUGCACAGCUGUGCUUCCAUGAAAAUGUGUUUAUUUAUGUCUGACAUUCCUGUUGUUAAAUCCAGAUGAGGCUUGUGUUUGGUUGCUGCCCAAAAAGUGAAUGUUUUGUAGCAGGUCCUUCUGGUUGCAUGCAGCAUGUACACUCCUUGAAUAAACCCUUAUUUUAA
Messenger RNA from Oryzias latipes (Japanese medaka), 845 nucleotides. RefSeq names its product ORMDL sphingolipid biosynthesis regulator 2 (gene ormdl2). Gene Ontology annotation, cellular component: endoplasmic reticulum membrane. The record is from RefSeq and is a predicted model, not a curated record. Lineage: Eukaryota; Metazoa; Chordata; Actinopteri; Beloniformes; Adrianichthyidae.